AUGUCAAACACAACUGAUUCUUCUGCUAUAAUUUUACUCAAUGAUAUUUCUGCACAAGUCAAUCGUUAUAUGACAUUACUCGUCUUUUUAUUUGGUAUUAUUGGAAAUUCAUUUAAUACAUUAGUACUUUCACAACCAAAAUUGCGUUCUAAUCCGUGUGUUCUUUAUUUUCUCGGCUCAUCAGUAUCUAGUCUCGGAAUAGUUCUAGUUGGCCUUCCAACACGUCUUAUAGCUGGAUGGAUAUCAACUGAUCCGACGAAUACAAAUUCUUUACUUUGUAAAAUACGUAUUUUUCUUCUCUAUGGAUUUCGUUCAACAUCAGUUUGGCUUAUAGUACUCGCUACUAUUGAUCGGUGGUUUGUCAGUAGUCCUCAAGUUAGAAGACGAUUUUUAAGCUCUCGUCGAAUUGCACAUAAAAGCAUUAUUAUUGUCCAUAUUUUAUCAUUUCUUUUAUGGUCACAAUCUCUUUUUUGUUAUAAUACUAAUCUUCCUCAAGCUCCACUUAAAUGUUAUGGAAUGACAGAAACAUGCCGAAUUUUUAAUGAUGUUGUAUAUGCAAGUUCCACUGUCAUUAUUCCAUCAUUAUUAAUGUUAAUCUUUGGCUUUUUAACUAUUCAUAAUAUAAAUCGAUCUCGUCGGACAAUUGAACCAUUUAUUGGUAUGGUCAUACAUAUGAAUCAUAUCAACAAAAAAAUAAAACGAAGAAGAAUACGAUAUAAUAAAGGUUCUCUCACUGGUAUGCUUCUUCUUCAAGUUAUUCUCUUAACUCUUCUUUCGUUGCCACAAGCUAUACAUCAACUUUAUUUGACGUUUACUAUUCACGUAACCCGAAGUCCACUUCGUACAGCAAUAGAAAAUUUUAUUAUAAAUUUUGAUUUCUCUCUUACAUACGUUGGAAAUAGUAUUCCUUUUUACAUUUAUACACUUACUGGAGCCUUGUUUCGUCAAACUCUUAUUCGACUUAUUCGUUUAACAUAUCGACGAUUAAAAUUAUAUCUAUCUGACAUUUACGUUGACUUGACUAAUUAUCUUUUUCCAGUUUUUCGUCCACAAAUAGCAUCAGAAUAA
This is a messenger RNA of Rotaria sp. Silwood2, 1068 nucleotides long. NCBI's taxonomy places the organism in Eukaryota, Metazoa, Rotifera, Eurotatoria, Philodinida, Philodinidae. The record is from the annotation of a GenBank genome assembly.